This is a messenger RNA of Plodia interpunctella (Indianmeal moth), 1093 nucleotides long. It is a transcript of the gene Use1, whose product is annotated as Unconventional SNARE in the ER 1. The record is from RefSeq and is a predicted model, not a curated record. Lineage: Eukaryota; Metazoa; Arthropoda; Insecta; Lepidoptera; Pyralidae. The coding region runs from base 151 to 963 and encodes 270 amino acids. Gene Ontology annotation, cellular component: endoplasmic reticulum; SNARE complex. The transcript is spliced from 7 exons. Gene Ontology annotation, biological process: retrograde vesicle-mediated transport, Golgi to endoplasmic reticulum. Gene Ontology annotation, molecular function: SNAP receptor activity.
UGAUAGAAAAUUACUGAUGUUGUGUGAUGUGAUUUGAUUUAGUGGCGGAGCGGAUUGUUUUCUUUGAGAUUUAAUUGACUUGAUACAUACGUAGAUGUUUAUAAUUUCAUAAUACUUAUCAUACUAAAGGACGUAGAAUAUUUCUGCGACAUGGCCGUGGAAAAACCUAAACUUAGCACGGCCACCGUUCCCAAAAGGUCGCGUUUGGAAAUGAAUGUUCGAUUGUUGUUAAAUAAAUGCGAAUUUAUAGCUAAACAAGAGCCUGUUGAUGGGAAUUGGAGGCUCAAAAAGUACGUGGAGUCCUUGAAUGAAAUGAUAUCAGAAUUAAAAACUGGUCCUGAUAAACCAUCUAAAGAUGUUCUUGCCACCUACACCAAGCGAGCUUCUUUCCUGAAAGGAUUAAUUCAAACUGCUUCUCUACAUAGCCCCAUUGAAAAGCUAGAAGCUGUACAGCAGCUAUCUCACGGAGCUGCAACCAUGUGUGUGGAUGCAGCAGCUCAGGAGAUACAUCAGAAGACAGUUGUCAAGUAUGGUGAUGAACUGCGCUCAGAAUUGUUUGGCAUAGAUGACACUGAUGAAGCACUUCGCAAGCGCAACAUAAUCAAAGCUCCUAACUUUACAAGCAACAGCAGCAGCCAAGAAGACAUUGACUCCUUGCUCAAGUAUCACCAGAACAUGCAGGAGAAAGUUGCCGAGAAUAUGGUCAUGCUGACUAAGAGUUUGAAAGAGCAAUCCCAGAUUGCAAGCACUAUUAUCAGGGGAGAUACUGAGGCAUUGAAGAAAUCGUCAGACCUGACAGAUCGUAAUCUGAUGUCACUGAACAAAGAGUCGAGCCGCCUGCAGGAGCACAGCAAGAGCGCAUGGAAAUGCUGGCUUUGGCUCAUGUUGGCCGUGGUCAUGGCCAUAUUCAUCAAUAUGGUCCUGUUUAUGAAGGUGAUGAAGAAGAGGAAAUAUGAAGAAUAAACAGGCAGUACUUACAUAUUUUAUUAAAAGAGUGAUGAAUUAAAAGUAGGUGCCCAAGGCUUCAGUGCUCAGCGACUAAGGAAACAUAGAGAAAGAGAGGGUAAAGAGAGAGAAAAGCACGAAUCCAGAG